Molecule: messenger RNA, 6263 nt
Organism: Propithecus coquereli (Coquerel's sifaka)
Lineage: Eukaryota; Metazoa; Chordata; Mammalia; Primates; Indriidae
Gene: DOCK7
Product: dedicator of cytokinesis 7
Exons: 44
Coding region: 28-5841 (1937 amino acids)
Biological process (GO): small GTPase-mediated signal transduction; positive regulation of GTPase activity; axonogenesis
Molecular function (GO): guanyl-nucleotide exchange factor activity
Source: RefSeq, a predicted model, not a curated record
GCCGCCGCCUCCGCCGCCUCAGCAGCCAUGGCCGAGCGCCGCGCCUUCGCCCAGAAGAUCAGCAGAACUGUGGCAGCUGAAGUUAGGAAGCAGAUCUCUGGACAAUAUAGUGGUUCUCCCCAACUGCUCAAAAACCUCAACAUUGUUGGCAAUAUAUCCCAUCACACCACAGUGCCCCUUACUGAAGCAGUAGAUCCAGUAGAUUUUGAAGAUUACCUCAUUACUCAUCCUUUAGCUGUGGAUUCUGGGCCUUUAAGGGAAUUAAUUGAAUUUCCUCCAGAUGAUAUUGAAGUUGUUUAUAGUCCUCGGGACUGCAGAACACUUGUUUCAGCUGUACCUGAAGAAAGUGAAAUGGAUCCACAUGUUAGAGAUUGUAUAAGAAGUUAUACAGAAGACUGGGCAAUUGUGAUCAGAAAAUAUCAUAAACUGGGAACAGGAUUUAAUCCCAAUACAUUAGAUAAACAGAAAGAAAGGCAAAAAGGUUUGCCAAAACAGGUCUUUGAAUCUGAUGAAGCUCCAGAUGGCAACAACUACCAGGAUGAUCAAGAUGAUCUUAAGAGACGUUCAAUGUCAAUAGAUGAUACUCCAAGGGGUAGCUGGGCCUGUAGUAUCUUUGACUUAAAAAAUUCACUUCCUGAUGCUUUGCUUCCCAAUUUACUUGAUCGAACUCCGAAUGAAGAAAUAGACCGUCAGAAUGAUGACCAAAGGAAAUCAAACCGUUACAAGGAACUCUUUGCUUUGCAUCCAUCACCAGAUGAGGAAGAAUCAAUAGAAAGGCUUAGUGUUCCCGAUGUACCCAGAGAACAUUUUGGUCAAAGACUUCUUGUAAAAUGUUUAUCACUCAAGUUCGAAAUUGAAAUUGAACCCAUUUUUGCAAGUUUGGCUUUAUAUGAUGUCAAGGAAAAGAAAAAGAUUUCAGAAAACUUUUAUUUUGACCUUAAUUCUGAGCAGAUGAAAGGAUUAUUACGUCCACAUAUACCACCUGCUGCCAUAACCACCCUGGCCAGAUCAGCUAUUUUUUCUAUCACUUAUCCCUCCCAAGAUGUUUUUCUUGUAAUAAAGCUAGAAAAAGUUCUACAACAAGGAGAUAUUGGAGAGUGUGCAGAACCAUAUAUGAUUUUCAAAGAAGCAGAUGCCACCAAGAAUAAGGAAAAAUUGGAGAAGCUGAAAAGUCAAGCUGAUCAGUUUUGCCAAAGACUUGGGAAAUAUCGCAUGCCUUUUGCUUGGACUGCGAUCCAUUUAAUGAAUAUUGUUAGCAGUGCUGGGAGUCUGGAAAGAGAUUCUACAGAAGUAGAAAUCAGUACUGGAGAACGAAAAGGGUCUUGGUCAGAGAGGAGGAAUUCUAGUAUUGUUGGCAGACGAUCACUUGAAAGGACAACAAGUGGAGAUGAUGCUUGUAACUUGACCAGCUUUCGACCAGCUACUCUCACAGUGACUAAUUUCUUUAAGCAGUGGAUACCAAUGCUUCAGAAUGGACGAUUGAAGACUGGCCAGUUUUGCCUACCGGUCUCACUGGAAAAACCACCACAGGCUUAUUCUGUCCUGUCUCCUGAGGUUCCUCUACCUGGCAUGAAAUGGGUAGAUAAUCACAAAGGUGUUUUUAAUGUUGAAGUUGUUGCUGUUUCAUCUAUCCAUACACAAGAUCCUUAUCUUGAUAAGUUUUUUGCUCUGGUCAAUGCUCUGGAUGAACACAUGUUCCCAGUCCGAAUUGGAGACAUGCGAAUCAUGGAAAAUAACUUAGAAAAUGAAUUGAAGAGCAGUAUUUCAGCAUUGAAUUCAUCUCAGUUGGAACCAGUGGUCAGAUUUCUUCAUCUUCUGCUUGAUAAACUGAUACUUUUAGUUGUUAGACCUCCUGUCAUUGCUGGCCAAAUAGUUAAUCUAGGUCAAGCAUCUUUUGAAGCCAUGGCAUCUAUUAUAAAUCGACUUCACAAAAACUUGGAAGGAAAUCAUGAUCAGCAUGGGAGAAACAGCCUUCUUGCAUCAUAUAUCUAUUAUGUUUUUCGCCUACCAAAUACUUACCCUAAUUCACCAUCACCAGGUCCUGGGGGUUUGGGAGGAUCAGUGCAUUAUGCCACAAUGGCUAGAUCUGCUGUGAGACCUGCAAGCCUUAAUUUAAGUCGUUCUCGGAGCCUUAGUAAUAGUAAUCCAGAUAUAUCUGGGACUCCCACGUCACCAGAUGAUGAAGUUCGGUCAAUCAUAGGCAAUAAGGGUUUAGAUCGCUCCAAUUCCUGGGUUAACACUGGUGGUCCAAAAGCUGCCCCAUGGGGAUCCAACCCCAGUCCAAGUGCAGAAUCAACACAGGCUAUGGAUCGAAGUUGUAAUCGUAUGUCUUCGCACACAGAGACGUCAAGUUUCUUACAAACAUUAACGGGACGCUUACCAACUAAAAAGCUUUUUCAUGAGGAGCUGGCUUUGCAGUGGGUUGUCUGCAGUGGCAGCGUUCGGGAAUCAGCUUUGCAACAAGCCUGGUUCUUUUUUGAGUUAAUGGUAAAGAGCAUGGUACACCAUUUAUACUUUAAUGAUAAACUUGAUGCUCCAAGGAAAAGUCGUUUUCCAGAACGUUUCAUGGAUGACAUUGCUGCUCUUGUCAGCACAAUUGCUAGUGAUAUAGUUUCACGAUUUCAGAAGGACACAGAAAUGGUUGAAAGACUCAAUACAAGCCUUGCAUUCUUUCUCAAUGAUCUGUUGUCUGUUAUGGAUAGAGGAUUUGUUUUUAGCCUAAUAAAGUCCUGCUAUAAACAGGUGUCUUCAAAGCUUUAUUCAUUACCAAAUCCAAGUGUCCUGGUGUCCUUGAGGCUGGAUUUUCUACGAAUCAUCUGCAGCCAUGAGCACUAUGUUACGUUAAACUUACCCUGUAGCUUACUUACUCCACCUGCGUCUCCAUCACCUUCUGUUUCUUCUGCGACAUCCCAGAGUUCUGGGUUUUCCACAAAUGUACAAGACCAAAAGAUUGCAAAUAUGUUUGAAUUGUCUGUGCCUUUCCGCCAACAGCAUUAUUUGGCAGGACUUGUGCUAACAGAGCUUGCCGUCAUUUUAGACCCUGAUGCUGAAGGACUGUUUGGAUUGCAUAAGAAAGUCAUCAAUAUGGUACACAAUUUACUAUCCAGUCAUGACUCCGACCCACGGUACUCUGACCCUCAGAUAAAGGCUCGGGUGGCCAUGUUGUAUCUACCUCUGAUUGGUAUUAUUAUGGAAACUGUACCUCAGCUGCAUGAUUUUACAGAAACUCACAAUCAACGAGGAAGACCAAUUUGUAUAGCGACGGAUGAUUUUGAAAGUGACAGUGGAAAUAUGAUAAGCCAGACCGUUGCGAUGGCAAUUGCAGGAACAUCGGUCCCUCAAUUAACAAGGCCUGGCAGUUUCCUCCUCACAUCAACGAGUGGCAGACAACACACUACCUUUUCUGCAGAAUCAAGUCGGAGCCUUUUGAUCUGUCUACUUUGGGUUCUCAAAAAUGCAGAUGAAACAGUUCUACAAAAGUGGUUUACAGAUCUCUCAGUCCUGCAGCUAAACCGGCUAUUAGAUCUGCUUUAUCUCUGUGUAUCUUGCUUCGAGUACAAAGGAAAAAAAGUGUUUGAAAGAAUGAAUAGUUUGACCUUUAAGAAAUCAAAAGACAUGAGAGCAAAGCUUGAAGAAGCUAUUCUUGGGAGCAUAGGUGCUAGGCAAGAAAUGGUGCGCCGAAGCCGAGGACAGCUCGGUACGUACGCAAUAACUUCUCCUUCUGGUGAGGAUUUUUUCAAUUUCCUUGAAUCAUAUAUUGCAAAUAUUGAAAAUGAUUUCAAGUUUUUCAUUUCUGUGCAUCCGUCAAGAGCAGAGAUUGAACAUGAAGCAUUGAUUGAUGGAAACCUGGCUACUGAAGCAAACUUAAUCAUUUUGGAUACAUUAGAGAUUGUUGUUCAGACUGUUUCUGUAACAGAAUCCAAAGAGAGCAUCCUUGGUGGGGUGCUAAAAGUGCUAUUACAUAGCAUGGCCUGUAACCAAAGUGCAGUUUAUCUGCAACACUGUUUUGCUACACAGAGAGCCUUGGUUUCAAAGUUUCCUGAACUCUUAUUUGAAGAAGAGACAGAGCAGUGUGCUGAUUUAUGCCUCAGGCUUCUCCGACACUGUAGCAGUAGCAUCAGUACCAUACGGUCACAUGCUAGUGCCUCCCUUUACCUACUAAUGAGACAAAACUUUGAGAUUGGGAAUAACUUUGCCAGAGUUAAGAUGCAGGUAACAAUGUCACUAUCCUCCUUGGUGGGCACAUCUCAAAAUUUUAAUGAAGAAUUCUUGAGACGUUCUCUAAAGACUAUAUUGACAUAUGCUGAAGAAGAUCUGGAAUUGAGGGAAACAACAUUUCCUGAUCAGGUACAAGAUCUGGUUUUCAAUCUCCAUAUGAUCCUUUCUGAUACUGUUAAAAUGAAGGAACACCAGGAAGAUCCUGAAAUGUUGAUUGAUCUAAUGUACAGAAUUGCCAAAGGUUACCAGACCUCUCCAGAUCUGCGACUGACCUGGUUACAGAACAUGGCUGGCAAACACUCAGAACGAAGCAACCAUGCUGAAGCUGCGCAAUGUCUGGUCCACUCAGCAGCACUUGUUGCUGAAUAUUUGAGCAUGCUGGAAGACAGGAAAUAUCUUCCUGUAGGAUGUGUAACAUUUCAGAAUAUUUCAUCUAAUGUUUUAGAAGAAUCUGCAGUCUCAGAUGACGUGGUAUCUCCAGAUGAAGAAGGUAUCUGCUCUGGAAAGUACUUUACUGAGUCAGGACUUGUGGGAUUGCUGGAACAAGCAGCUGCUUCUUUCUCUAUGGCUGGCAUGUAUGAAGCAGUUAAUGAGGUUUACAAAGUACUCAUUCCUAUUCAUGAAGCUAAUCGGGAUGCAAAGAAACUGUCCACAAUUCAUGGUAAACUUCAAGAAGCAUUCAGCAAAAUUGUUCAUCAGGAUGGUAAGCGGAUGUUUGGCACCUAUUUUCGUGUUGGUUUUUAUGGAACCAAGUUUGGGGAUUUGGAUGAACAAGAAUUCGUUUACAAGGAGCCUGCAAUAACGAAACUUGCAGAGAUAUCUCACAGAUUGGAGGGAUUUUAUGGAGAAAGAUUUGGAGAGGAUGUGGUUGAAGUAAUCAAGGACUCUAAUCCUGUAGACAAGUGUAAAUUAGAUCCUAACAAGGCAUAUAUUCAGAUUACCUACGUGGAGCCAUACUUUGACACAUAUGAGAUGAAGGACAGAAUCACAUAUUUUGACAAAAAUUAUAAUCUUAGACGUUUCAUGUACUGUACACCCUUCACUUUAGAUGGUCGUGCCCAUGGGGAACUUCAUGAACAAUUCAAAAGGAAGACCAUUCUGACUACUUCUCAUGCCUUUCCUUAUAUUAAAACAAGGGUCAAUGUCACUCAUAAAGAGGAGAUCAUCUUAACACCAAUUGAAGUUGCUAUUGAAGACAUGCAGAAAAAGACACAGGAGUUGGCAUUUGCAACACAUCAGGAUCCAGCAGAUCCCAAAAUGCUUCAAAUGGUACUCCAGGGAUCUGUAGGCACAACGGUUAAUCAGGGGCCUCUGGAAGUUGCCCAGGUUUUCCUAUCUGAAAUACCCAGUGACCCAAAGCUCUUCAGACAUCAUAAUAAACUUCGACUCUGCUUUAAAGAUUUUACUAAAAGGUGUGAAGAUGCCUUAAGAAAAAAUAAGAGCUUAAUUGGGCCAGAUCAAAAGGAGUAUCAAAGAGAACUGGAGAGAAACUAUCAUCGCCUUAAAGAGGCCCUACAGCCACUGAUAAAUAGAAAGAUCCCUCAGUUAUAUAAGGCAGUGUUGCCUGUUACCUGCCACAGAGAUUCCUUCAGUCGAAUGAGUCUUCGCAAAAUGGAUCUCUAAGAUAAAUGCACUUGUUUUACUCAUUUGAAAAGAGCCAUGUAUUCAACAUUGAGUGUGAAAAGAAGUUAAGAUCUACUGAAAAAUAAGAUAGGAUGGAAUUCUGGAAAUUAUAAGUUGAUUUACUCAUUGAAGAAUGCAGUGGCCAAAACAAUAUCAAAUGUAGAUUGUUAAAGUUUGAGAAUCAUGGCUAUGGUUUCUAAUGUUCUGGUAACAUACUGUUAUCUUUUUUUAAAGACAUUUUAAUGACUCAAAGGUACACUAUACAUUUACCAUUAUUUAUACCAUAGCUAAUGUUAAAUUUAUUUACUUUAAGUUCAUAUUUCUUAAUUUAUAUUACCACUUCUAGAUUGAUUUUGGAACCAUUUUAAAUGUAGUAAUGCUUAUUUUAAAGGUACUAUUAAAUAUGUGAAUGUUUACACUAA